Molecule: messenger RNA, 2021 nt
Organism: Zymoseptoria tritici IPO323
Lineage: Eukaryota; Fungi; Ascomycota; Dothideomycetes; Mycosphaerellales; Mycosphaerellaceae
Exons: 2
Coding region: 42-2021 (659 amino acids)
Biological process (GO): Golgi to vacuole transport; Golgi to endosome transport; protein transport to vacuole involved in ubiquitin-dependent protein catabolic process via the multivesicular body sorting pathway
Cellular component (GO): trans-Golgi network
Molecular function (GO): ubiquitin binding; phosphatidylinositol binding
Source: RefSeq, a predicted model, not a curated record
CCCCUCCUUCGGCGACGACGCGACCACCACCUGCGCGGACCAUGGAGGCUGCGAGUGCCCGCUAUGCUGCGCGCGAUCGCUUCGCAUUUCCUACUGAGCCGGCAGCAACACCUCUUCAGCGGUACAUACAGAACGCCUGCUCUCCCGAGAACUUCGAGCCGAAUCUAGCAUUGUCUCUCGAAAUCGCGGACCUGAUCAAUGCUAAGAAAGGCGGUGCACCGCGCGAGGCUGCUGUCACGAUUGUUGGCUUCAUAAACCACCGCAACCCGAAUGUCAGCUUGCUCGCUCUAUCACUGCUGGACAUAUGCGUGAAGAACUGCGGCUACCCUUUCCACCUACAAAUCUCCACCAAGGAAUUCCUCAACGAGCUGGUCAGACGCUUCCCCGAACGCCCGCCGAUCAGAACGACAAGAGUGCAGAACAAAAUUCUUGAGUUGAUCGAAGAAUGGCGGCGGACCAUAUGCGAGACGAGCAAAUACAAGGAGGACCUGGGUUUCGUCCGGGAUAUGCACAGGCUACUGCACUACAAGGGCUACCAAUUCCCCGAAGUCAGGCGCGAGGAUGUCGCAGUGUUGAAUCCAAGUGACAACAUAAAGUCGGCAGAGGAGAUGGAGGCAGAAGAAAGAGAGUCGCAGAGUGCAAAACUUCAGGAAUUGAUCCGUCGAGGCACACCGCACGAUUUGCAGGAAGCGAACAAAUUGAUGAAGGUCAUGGCUGGAUAUGACACACGAAACAAGACCGACUACCGCGCCAAGGCAGCGGAGGAGGUCAGCCGGAUCCAGCAAAAGGCGAAGCUCCUGGAGGAAAUGCUGCAAGGCUACAAGGAGGGCGACGAGAUCAAAGAGGGAGAUGUGUUUGAAGAGCUGGCAAAUUCACUGGCUAGCGCACACCCAAAGAUCCAGAAAAUGUGUGAGGAGGAAAGUGACGAUACAGAGGCAGUCGCAAAGCUGUUCGAGAUCAACGAUUCGAUUCAUCGAACGAUUGAAAGAUACAAGCUGGUGAAGAAGGGAGAUAUUGCAGCUGCGAAUGCAAUACCCAAGGGCACACUGGGCGUCAGUGGAGCCGGCGUACAAAAGGGUCCCGACAACGAAUUGAGCUUGAUAGACUUCGGGGGAUCAGAAGAGGCUGCUCCGUCAGAAUCCACAAGCUACCAAUCGUCAAGCUCUGCAGCGCCGAAAUCAGCCGGGAAUGCACUGGAAGACGAUCUUCUCGGCUUGAACAUGGGCGAUGGCAACUACGGGCAAGGCGGUGGCAUCUCUCUUGGAAACGCAGACAUCAUGGCUCAAUUUUCUCAACCAUCAUCUGCAGCCAACUCGAUCUUCUCUCAACAGUCCAGAGCCGCACCUCCCGCAUCUCCAACGCCAGCGAGCUUCAACCUUUUCGCAUCAAACUCCCAACCCACAUCCAAGCCCACGACACCGAUUCCAUCAUCUCUUCAGUCACAGACCAUGGCCCACAAUAAGGCAAAAGCCUCCGACCCCUUUGCGGCGCUCAGCACACCUUCACGACAGUCCUCACCUUUCCAAGCGCAGACGACCGCAAAAUCAUCACAACCGCCGCCUUCCCCAAAUAUGGAUCUCCUCGGCAUUGACAGCAGCAGCAAUGGCACUGCCGCAGCACCUCCAGACGAUGAGUGGGAGUUCUCUUCUUCUCUACCAGAGCCCGCCAAGCCAGCAGAGAUCACAGUCACCAGCUCCGCUAUCCGAACCAUCUUCACCGUCACACGCGAAGGCGAAGAGCUCCUCAUCCACAGCAGAAUAAGCAACUCCACCGCUGAGCCGAUAGGAGACUUGACUUUUCAAUUGGCCGUAACAAAAGGCUAUACGCUCAAACUCGAACCUCAAUCAAGCAGAAACUUAGCACCAAAACAACAAGACGGCAUCACACAGAUCAUACGCUUACAAGGCGUUGAAAGGGGGAAGGGUGGUAGUGUGAAGAUGCGAUGGCGAGCGGGUUAUACAGUUGGCGGCAAACAGACAAAUGAGCAGGGUGAGCUCAAUGGAUUUGGAUCAGUGGUUUGA